AGUGGCGUUUCAGUGGUUGGCGUGUUGGCAGUACCGCAAAAACACACGUUUUCUCCCCCUCCCCCCUCGGAGCUGUCAGCCCAGCCAGCCAGCAAAGGACCUGAGUUCUGGCAGUUUCGGCAUGUUGGAAGAAUAAAUUGACCAUAUAGUAUUGACAACCGUUGUCUUCUUUUAAAAUGGCAUUCUCUCCAUGGCGCUUGAAAUUUGCCAACAACCUCCAAUGGAUUGCUUGGGUGCUUUUAUUUUCCCAAAUCUUUAUUCUUGUUCAUUCUGUAGCUAACAAUUUGCAUUUAAUGGAGGGAACAAGUAUACCUGAAGUGCUGGGGUCUGAUGUAUUUUUUGAAAUAAUUGAGCCUGGAGAACUUGGUUAUACUUAUAGAUUAAGGCCAGCUAAAGAUUUUGGUGCUCCAUUUAACGAGAGCUUUCGAGCAAUGGGUGUUGGGCUGAUUCCUGUGGAUCCCCCCAGUGGCUGCAGUUGGCCACGAAAUGCUGAAUUUGUGGAGGGAAACAUCGCCCUAGUUGAAAGAGGGGAAUGUUCAUUUGUAACAAAAGCAUUGAAAAUGGAAGAAGUUGGAGCUCUUGCUGUUAUAGUCGCUGAUAAUGAUAUUAAAGGUGAUGAGCAUUUCAUUGAUAUGGUCGAUGACAACACACUGAGAGAAGUCCACAUACCUGCUGGAUUCAUUCUAGGGAAGAAUGGGCAUAUGAUUCGCAGAACACUGGCCAAACUUCGAAGAAGAAGAGCUAUUAUAAAUAUUCCUAUAAAUUUAACUUAUGUGCCAGUUGUGAAACACAAACAGCCACCAUGGCUUGGCUGGUAACUUUAAAAUUUUUAUCUUUAUAAGUUUCAACAGCAAUGGUGUGAUAAGGGUUGCAAAAGUAGACCUCUCGUUUUUAAUUGUUAGUGGCACUACUUCAAACUAGUCAUUUGUACGUAUUUAAAGUAAGUACCUAUUUGGAAUGAUUAGUAUUUCUCAUGGUGACUGUUAUGUUGUUGAAUUGUUUUAGGUAGUUCAAUUGUACCUGUAAAAAGUCAAAUCAUGCAUCAUCACCGUCCUUAAAUAUUAAACUGCCCUAAUUUUUAGCACUGUUUGUAAAUUUGUACUAUUAAUGGGUUGACUCAUAAGCAGAUGUCAUACUGUUUAAAGCAACAAUCACAAUUAGUAUUAAAACCUCCCAGCACAGUAUUGAUAGAAUGCAUUGAAGGUUUUGACUUUCAAGUAACUCACUUAACUAUGUUUCAAUGAAAUAAAAGUUGUUAUUAGCACUUUUAUCCUUUAUCUUUUUGUUAUGUUUCUCAUGUCUAAUAUGACCACUUUUUCUGAUGCGUCAGUUUGUCUGAAAAAAUUAAUGUGUUCUACUCCCUUGUCAACCCCAUUCUUAUCUCUUUGUUUUAUUUAUUUAUUACGGGUUUAUUGUUUACUUAUAAAUGGCUUUUGCCAGUCUCAUUUAUCAGAUUUUUUUGCUCUCGUGAUCAUUCGUUGUUCCAAUUAAUCUGCUAAUGAGUACAGUAAACAAAUGUCUAUGUUUUCCACCGUCCUCAAUUUCCCUGGCCAGCUACGUACAUGGACAAAUUCUAAAUAGCGAUAAGGCAGUUUUUGUUGGUUUUGUUUCGUAUUUACUGGCUGGAUUUACAGUCCUGAUUUCAAGUGACUAUUGGUAACAGUUUUAUGAGAAGUUUCCUUGUUCGCUGUAACCUACUGUUUUUGUUGAAACCCUAGAAAGUAAAAAAGAAUUGAAUUGUUAACAA
Messenger RNA from Thrips palmi, 1747 nucleotides. RefSeq names its product PRADC1-like protein. The record is from RefSeq and is a predicted model, not a curated record. NCBI's taxonomy places the organism in Eukaryota, Metazoa, Arthropoda, Insecta, Thysanoptera, Thripidae. The transcript has 6 exons. Bases 177 to 818 code for a protein of 213 amino acids.